UUUGCAACGCCGAGGGUAGACGUUGAUGAAAAGCUUUGAGGACCAAUCACAGCGACGCGGAGGUGGGAGCAACGGAAGUGAAAGGUCGAGCGGAAGUUCCCGGGGCUUCCGGUAGCCGGCUUGGGAAGGCGUUAUGGCAAAACACCAUCCGGAUUUGAUCUUCUGCCGCAAGCAGGCUGGCGUUGCUAUCGGAAGAUUGUGUGAAAAAUGUGAUGGCAAAUGUGUGAUCUGUGACUCCUAUGUGCGGCCCUGCACCCUGGUGCGCAUAUGUGAUGAGUGUAACUAUGGAUCUUACCAGGGCCGCUGUGUGAUCUGUGGUGGCCCUGGAGUCUCAGAUGCCUAUUAUUGUAAAGAGUGCACCAUUCAGGAGAAGGACAGAGAUGGUUGCCCAAAGAUUGUCAAUUUGGGGAGCUCCAAGACAGAUCUGUUCUAUGAACGCAAAAAAUACGGCUUCAAGAAGAGGUGAUUGAUGGGAGGCUCCUUUCUCCUGCCAUCAAGCUGCUGCAGCUGCCAGAAAAAAACGCCUACUACUACCAGCAGAAAGGGAGCCGAGCCUGGAGAGUUACCAGAAGCUCCUGCUCCUGCAUUGGCCCCUUGCCACCCUUUUUUUCCCUCGUCCAGGUGGGUGGGGAUCGAAAAGGAUUCUUCGUAAAGCACUCUGGCCGACUGUUCCAAGAAAAACUGAUAGCUUAGUUCCUAAUUUGUUUUUGAAUUUGAGAAGCAAGACUCUGCUGUUCACAUUAAUAUGUUCUUUCUAUACCAAGAGCUUAACAGAAAUAAUAUCCUUCCAGCCUUCUGUCUGAGUUGUUGACUGUGAUGCCAUCCCCAGCGAAAAGUGUGUCCUUGCAGCAGCUCUGAUGGCAGUUGUCCUCAAUGACCCUCUGGCAGGGAGCCACCAGAACGAUAAACGUGAUGUGAAUAUGUAGUCUUAAAAAGCUUGCCAGAUGGUGCAGGGUUCAUGUUCUUUCCCUUCGAGAAAUUGGAAACUUUCUGUUGUUGCUAUUGUUUUAAUAAAGUUGGUGUUUAUUUUCUGGUA
Molecule: messenger RNA, 1036 nt
Organism: Jaculus jaculus (lesser Egyptian jerboa)
Lineage: Eukaryota; Metazoa; Chordata; Mammalia; Rodentia; Dipodidae
Gene: Phf5a
Product: PHD finger protein 5A
Exons: 4
Coding region: 134-466 (110 amino acids)
Biological process (GO): mRNA splicing, via spliceosome
Cellular component (GO): U2 snRNP; U12-type spliceosomal complex; catalytic step 2 spliceosome
Source: RefSeq, a predicted model, not a curated record